Molecule: messenger RNA, 432 nt
Organism: Hydatigera taeniaeformis
Lineage: Eukaryota; Metazoa; Platyhelminthes; Cestoda; Cyclophyllidea; Taeniidae
Source: the annotation of a GenBank genome assembly
AUGUAUGCUCCAGUUUCGUCGUCAUGCUCCAAUCAGAACGAGAAUGAGCUUGUGCUGCAGGCCAUUUGCCGCGUCCUAGAACAACACCCUUCCAGUCGGACGGUGCCCAGGAGCAAACUCUUUUCAUUACGACUUAAGCCCGAUUCGCACUUAAUAGUGGAGCUGCAUGGCCAGUCACUACCGGCCGGUAUGUCAUCGAGUGAUAUGAUCGGUCGCUCCCUAGUUGAUCUUACCUCACCGACUGCUAAAUCUGUCGUAGAAAGUAAUCUCCGUAGUGCGGAGCAAACUGGCGAAGCCACAUUUACGAUCUACAUGGGGAAUUGCGCUCUCAGUUCGGCUCCCGUGGACCGUUUCCUAGUCGUGACAAAGGCUAUCAUUGUUUGCAAUUGCCUCUAUUGUCUCGUAGCGGACUUCUAUCCGCCUCAGCAAUAA